AUGGAAACCGAGGAGGAGCAGCGAUCUACGCAGCGCUGGCAACGGCUCCAGCGAGCGGCUGACACGGAGGAUUUGGUGGUGGUGUCGGCAGCAGAGCUAGACGACGAGUCAUGGGAUCGUCGAGCGCAGCAUCAUGCAGGUGCAGCAGGCGGUGACGACGACGACGACCCUGAGAUCAGAAGGGAUCCUAUGGUGAAGGGGUGGCGAUGGUUGAAGGCCGUGUCCAUGGUGGUCUUCACCGCCCGCCCCAACAAGACGACAACGAACACGGAAAUGGAGCCCCUGUAUCCACCCCAAGAGCCUCGAAGUGAUGAUCAGUCACGGAUGGCGGCACGUGGGGCAGAUAUCAGGUUGAGGAGUCCACAGCGAAGGACACAUGAGGUAGAUGUCAGCAAGUUGAACACAGGGCCCUGGUUGAACAGUCCACAGCGAAGGACCACUGCUCAGGUACAACCUUCUCUAUCUCCGCAACAGCCAGCCGAGUUUGGAAGCAAAAAUUCAGUACCUGAGGUUGUAAUGGACGUUGCAUCGCCGAGAACUGCACAGGUCGGCGUUGUCCAUGGCAACCCAGAUGACGAUAAGGAACAGCGUGGGCGCUGCCUGAAAUACUCGCAGAAGGCCCUCGGCUUCGCCGUCUGCACGUUUAUCGGAUACGCGGCCAAUGCAUCAACCAACACGGCCUUCAAGAUGGCGAUCGCACCCUUCUUUCUCGCCAUCUGCGCCGACCUCCUGUCGCUCCAGACGAAGGCGAAGCUGGGUAGUGCCCUGGUCUACUUCUCAUCGCUGCACCUGCUCCUCAUGACGUACCUCAUCUUCAUCGCGUUCGACAUGGACCACGCCUACGCCAUCCUCUUCCUCCCGCUCGUCGUCUUCGCCUCCCACCUCCAGCAGAAGCUAUGGCCGCCCAAGCCGCCGCCGCCGGACGCGCAGGCGGCGCAGCAGAGCGCCGAUGAGAGGAACAAGGCUGCGAGCAAGGAGCUUGACAGCAUCUUUGAGAUGUCCGCUCUGAUCCUUAACUGGAGCAGCUUCGUCAGCGCGAUCAUGACCGUGGUCCGGCACUUCAUCACUGCUGCUGGGAAAGACAAUGACGAGAUCGCGCCAGGGGCUGUUGGGCUCCUAUUCUUCCUCACCAUCAUUCUUGGCAUCUAUCUGAUGCUGGCCUCGACUGUGAGGAGUCCGGCACUGAAUCUCCCUACCAAGUAUCUUGAUGUCGUGCUCAUCUGCCUUCUCCUCGGCACUCUUAUCGCCACCGUCAUGACGUUCAGGUAA
Molecule: messenger RNA, 1269 nt
Organism: Miscanthus lutarioriparius
Lineage: Eukaryota; Viridiplantae; Streptophyta; Magnoliopsida; Poales; Poaceae
Source: the annotation of a GenBank genome assembly